AUCUACCAUGUCUAUGAUAUCUACCAUAACAUGCGGGCGUAGUUUGUACUAGCUAUCGGCUACAACAUGUAUUAUUGGAGCUACCUAGCAUCGCGUUUGCUCGGCGUCACAACUUUGCCUCCUCCCUACUCCUGCUCUGCUCUGUCGUCUCGUGGAUGAAGCUGAACUUCUAACUGUCCCUGAUGGCUGGAAAGAGCAACCUUUCACUAAAGAAGACAAUCCUCGCGGAAUGCUGGAGGAGAGCAGCUUCGCCACCCUCUUCCCAAAAUACAGAGAAUCCUACCUAAAAGAUUGCUGGCCGCUGGUGGAGAAAGCUUUGGGGGAAAUGUAUAUUAAAGCCACACUGGACCUAAUUGAAGGAAGCAUGACUGUUUGCACCACAAGAAAAACCUUUGACCCCUACUCCAUCAUCAGAGCCAGGGAUCUCAUCAAGCUGCUCGCCCGCAGCGUUCCAUUUGAACAGGCUGUACGGAUAUUACAAGACGACAUGGCAUGUGACAUAAUAAAAGUAGGAACCCUGGUGAGGAACAGAGACCGAUUUGUGAAGCGAAGACAACGUCUUAUCGGACCUAAAGGUUCCACUUUAAAAGCUUUAGAACUCUUGACCAAUUGCUACGUGAUGGUUCAAGGCAACACCGUGUCUGCUUUGGGACCCUACAAUGGCUUAAAGGAGGUGCGUAAAGUUGUCAUGGACACGAUGAAAAACGUCCACCCCAUCUACAACAUAAAGACCCUGAUGAUCAAACGGGAACUGUCCAAAGACCCCGAGCUCCGCGUGCAGAACUGGGAGCGCUUCCUACCCAAGUUCCGACACAAGAACCUGGCCAAGCGCAAGGAGCCCAAGAAGAAGAGUGUAAAGAAAGAGUACACUCCUUUCCCGCCACAACAGCCGGAAAGCCAGGUCGACAAGGAACUGGCCUCGGGUGAAUUCUUCCUUCGAGAGAGCGUGAAAAAAAGGAAGAAGAUGGAAGAGAUAAAGGUGAAGCAAGCCGAGGCGCUGACUAAGAAACAGCAGCAGAGGAAUAAAGCAUUUAUUCCUCCGAAGGAGAAACCCCUACCGACACAGACUAAAGCGCCGGUGGAAAGCAAGCUAGACAUCAACGCCAUAAAGGAGAAAGUGAAAAAGGCUAAAACCAAGAAACUGGGAGCUCCGCCAGUGAAUCCGACGCCUGCCGCCAACACCUCUUCAGACAAAAAGAAGAAAAUGAAGAGCAAAAGCUGAGCAGGACAUGUUUUUCAUGUGAUGUUUGUUGGACUUUGACCCGUAAAAUUGUACAGGUUUUCUAUAGUGUUUAUAACUGAGAUCUAUUCCUCUUUUCUGUGAACCACUUUUAUUAAAUGAAUAAAGCUGUCUUUUGUUCAGAUUUAUAUAGUGUUUUGUUUCACAAUUCACUCUUGUGUGCAUGAAGCGGUGCCUUUUCCAGGAUGAGGCUAACAAACUCGUGUUUCUCCAAGCAC
This is a messenger RNA of Corythoichthys intestinalis (scribbled pipefish), 1458 nucleotides long. It is a transcript of the gene krr1, whose product is annotated as KRR1 small subunit processome component homolog. Gene Ontology annotation, cellular component: small-subunit processome; nucleolus. Gene Ontology annotation, molecular function: RNA binding. The transcript has 10 exons. Lineage: Eukaryota; Metazoa; Chordata; Actinopteri; Syngnathiformes; Syngnathidae. The coding region runs from base 230 to 1222 and encodes 330 amino acids. The record is from RefSeq and is a predicted model, not a curated record.